GAAGAUAUUUACGCUGACGGAGGAAACGGGCACACUAGCGAAAUGAAAAUAAUUGCAUUGUUUAUAUGGGUAAUAUUGUGCAAUUCCGCCUCCGGCGACUGUGGGUGUCAGGAUCUGAACCGGAAGACGACAGCCGAUAAGCCUCCACUGCCGGACCAAGUGUGCCAGCAACGGAAGCGGGGCGCCAACAGCCACUAUCGGGAUUACUAUGGCGAGCUGGAGGCGGAACCGGAAAUCAAGGACAUGUCCCUAAUUCCCGGAGGCACCGUCUCUGUGGGCACCGACGAGCCGCACUUCUCGGCCGAUCGGGAGGCUCCGGAGCGACAGGUGAAGCUGCACGACUUCUUCCUGGACAAGUACGAAGUGUCCAACGACGCCUUCGCGGAGUUUGUGCUGGCCACCAACUACACCACGGAAGCGGAGCGCUUUGGUGACAGUUUCCUGUUCAAGACCCUGCUGAGUUCCUCGGAGCAGAAGGAUUUGGAGGACUACCGCGUCGCGAGUGCCGUUUGGUGGUACAAGGUGGCCGGGGUGAGCUGGCGCCAUCCCAAUGGGGCGGACAGUAAUCUGGACAACCUGGGACGACACCCCGUGGUGCACGUCUCAUGGCGCGACGCCGUGGAGUACUGUUCCUGGGCUGGCAAGCGAUUGCCAAGCGAGGCAGAGUGGGAGGCGUCCUGUCGCGGCGGCAAGGAGCGCAAACUGUUCCCGUGGGGCAACAAACUGAUGCCCAGGGACGAGCACUGGCUGAACAUCUGGCAGGGCGACUUCCCCGACGGCAACCUGGCCGAAGACGGCUACGAGUACACCUGUCCGGUGGAUGCCUUCCGGCAGAACGUCUACGACCUGCACAACAUGGUGGGCAACGUCUGGGAGUGGACGGCGGAUCUGUGGGACGCGAACGACGUCAGCCAGAACCCGAAUCGGGUGAAGAAGGGUGGUUCGUACUUGUGCCACAAGUCUUACUGUUACCGGUACAGGUGCGCGGCUCGCUCCCAGAACACCGAGGACAGCUCAGCCGGCAACCUGGGCUUUCGGUGCGCCAAGAACGCUUGAAAUUUCAUUGCAGAAAUUGUUAUGUAUGAUGUAUGUAUUGUAUUGAGCAACAAAUACAUUGGAAGUUAUAAUAUA
Messenger RNA from Drosophila elegans, 1131 nucleotides. Its product is annotated as formylglycine-generating enzyme. Bases 43 to 1056 code for a protein of 337 amino acids. The transcript has a single exon. Lineage: Eukaryota; Metazoa; Arthropoda; Insecta; Diptera; Drosophilidae. The record is from RefSeq and is a predicted model, not a curated record. Gene Ontology annotation, cellular component: endoplasmic reticulum.